UCAUCCCAACCCCAUCCCAUCAUCCCAACCCCAUCUCAGCCCCGUCCCAUCCAUCCCAGCCCCAUUUUGACCCCCUCAUCUCUUGCAGCUCAGGGCUUGGUGAAUCACAAAGCAGCAGAUGAGGCCGUUGUGGGGCUGGAGGAGGACGCUGUGGGGUCAGAGGAACCCCCAAUGCUCCCGCCCCAUAACCCAGCACAGAACCGAUCGCUGGGAUCCAACAGGCGGAAAGCGAAGCGCCCCGACAAAGCCGUCCCUAUUGGGGACACGCAGACACCCCACACCACCCCGACCCCAAAACCCAAUGGGGUGAAGUUGUCCCAGGUUCGGGACCGUCCGUUCAGCUGCCCCGAUUGCGGCAAAUCCUUCCCGUGGGCGUCGCAUUUGGAGCGGCACCGGAGGGUCCAUACGGGUGAGCGGCCCUACAGCUGCCCCGAGUGCGGGGAAUCCUACAGCCAAAGCUCCCACCUCCUCCAGCACCGUCGGACCCACAGCAGCGACCGACCCCACAAAUGCCAGCACUGUGGCAAACGUUUCGCCGGUGCCACCGAACUCAUUGCGCACAGCCGGGGCCACGCGGCCGAAAAACCCCAUAAGUGCGGGGAUUGCGGGAAGGGUUUCGUUUGGGCGUCCCACCUGGAGAGGCACCGCCGGGUGCACACGGGGGAGAAACCCUACGAAUGUCCUGAGUGCGGUGAAGCCUUCAGCCAGGGGUCCCACCUCUCCAAACACCGCCGCAGCCAUACGGGAGAGCGGCCGCACCGCUGCUCCGCCUGCGGGAAAUGCUUCGGUCAAAGCUCCGAGCUCAGCCGGCACCGCCGGAGCCACGUCGGGAAGAAACCACAACGUUGUGCCGAUUGUGGGAAAGCUUUUCGUGCCACCUCGGCUCUGCUGAGGCAUCAACGGUGUCACCGGAGGGAGCGCAGCCAUCGCUGCGGGGAUUGCGGGAAGGGUUUUGCCUGGGCAUCCCACCUGCAGAGGCACCGGCGGGUGCACACCGGGGAACGGCCGUUCCCCUGCGGGCUGUGCGGGGAGAGCUUCUCGCAGAAAGCCCAUCUGCUGCAGCACGGCAAGACGCAUCGCCCCGAGCGGCCCUAUAAAUGCGGGGACUGCGGGAAGCGCUUCGAGGACGCACCGCCGUUCCUGGCACAUCGGCGAAGCCACACGGCCCUAAAAAGCUUCAGUUGCGGGGACUGCGGGAAGGGUUUCGCGUGGGCGUCCCACCUGGAGAGGCACCGCCGGGUGCACACGGGGGAGAAGCCCUACGAGUGCCCUGAGUGCGGGGAAGCCUUCAGCCAGGGGUCCCAUCUCACCAAGCACCGCCGCAGCCACGGCCCCAAAGUGGCUUUGGUCCUCGUGGAGGAAGGGGUUGAGGAGGGAGAGACCCUCCGUGAGGCCCCGCUGAGUUAUGGGGCCAAGGAGAGCCUGCGGCGGUGAUGGGAGCUCGGUGAUGGUGAGGUCAGUGGGGUGGGGUGGAGGAGGAGGGGGUGGGAUGGUGG
Messenger RNA from Meleagris gallopavo (turkey), 1496 nucleotides. NCBI's taxonomy places the organism in Eukaryota, Metazoa, Chordata, Aves, Galliformes, Phasianidae. The record is from RefSeq and is a predicted model, not a curated record.